This is a messenger RNA of Caenorhabditis angaria, 824 nucleotides long. NCBI's taxonomy places the organism in Eukaryota, Metazoa, Nematoda, Chromadorea, Rhabditida, Rhabditidae. The record is from the annotation of a GenBank genome assembly.
AUGAAACACGUGUCUAAUUUACUUAUUUUCUUCCUGGUAUUUCAAACUUCCUCAAGUCUUCCCUUCGAUAUCUUCGGUAAAAAUUCAAAUAUAACAUCUACAACCCCAAAAUCAACAUAUGCCACCAAAACACACCUUCAUCAAAUAACUAGAAAACCUCCAAAACCACAAUGUCAUCCUUUCAAUAUAUUUUGUGUUCCUUGUAAGAUUGGAGUGAAUAUGGCUAGAACAGCUAUGGAUCAUGUUGUUUUCAUACACAAGGUUAGUGUUUGGUAAAUUUUUGUUAGAAAACAUAUGAAUUUAAAUAAAAAUAAUUUCAGGGUGUGGAAUCGCUAUGCUCAAAUAUUCUGGGAAGACAUAAAGUUUGCGAUUCAAUUAUCAAACUCACCAUGUUUUAUUUGGACCAUACUCCAACAGAUCGUGUAAGUUUUUGAGUUUACUGGAGUUAUUUUAACUUGAAUGAUAUUUUUCAGAUUUGCAAGCGAUUUUUCUUGUGUGGAAACAAAGGAAUAUGGGAUUGGUGGUUAGACGCAAAUCAUUCCAAAAAUUGUUUCAAUUUGAGCUCCCAACAUUUGACGGUCUUACAGGUAAUUAAUUUAUUUCUAUCUUACCAAUCAAUAUUUUUUUUACUACAGAUUCUUAACACACCGUCUAACAAUACAUCUGAACAAUUCUACAAUGUGAAAAACAAUGUUGCUAGUUUCAUUGAAAAUAAUCUUGAAGUUUCGAUAUCAGAACUACCCGAAAAUAUUGAUCAUCAAAUUGCUGAUUUUAUAUUUUCAGCCAUCAAAGCAGCAGAACUUUUGGAUAAUCAGGAAGAAUAA